Molecule: messenger RNA, 319 nt
Organism: Euleptes europaea (tarantolino)
Lineage: Eukaryota; Metazoa; Chordata; Lepidosauria; Squamata; Sphaerodactylidae
Gene: GNGT2
Product: G protein subunit gamma transducin 2
Exons: 3
Coding region: 103-315 (70 amino acids)
Biological process (GO): G protein-coupled receptor signaling pathway
Cellular component (GO): heterotrimeric G-protein complex
Molecular function (GO): G-protein beta-subunit binding
Source: RefSeq, a predicted model, not a curated record
CAGAGAGGGGAACGCAGCAAACCUCGUUCCACCAGCCCCGGCAGAUUUCUCUCUGGAACACUUUGGUGCUUGGGAGAAGAAAACUCAUCAAAAGCGGUCAAGAUGGCGAUGGACAUGACCGAAAAAGAGAUCUUAAAAAUGCAAAUAGACCAACUGAAAAAGGAAACAAAAACUGAAAGACACUUGAUCUCCAAGACAGCAAAAGAAAUCAAGGAGUAUAUAGAUGCCAAUGCUGCAGAAGACCCUCUCUUAAAGCCCAUCCCAGAAGACAAGAACCCAUUUAAGGACUUGAAGGGAGGCUGUACAUUAAGCUGACCCC